AUGGAUGCUCUUAGCUUUGUGAAAUACUGGCUAACGAAUAACACUAACGGCAAUAAACUCCGCCGUGAAAUCAGAAUCUCAGAAUCCGCCGUCGAAUCCUCCACCGCAUUGGGAGAUCCCGAACUUGACCUCUGCGAAGGAGAUGAUUCCUUCUUCGAGCUCGAGAUCUCUCUCUCCGACUUCUCCUUAAAGAAAAACAAAACCCCUGAAGAAAAACAGAACACGUUCUCCUCUGUCUCCAAAAGCAAAGUCCUUCCUUUCCUCGAAGCCACUUCGAAACCUCAAUCUCCCACCACUCUCCUAAAACCCAGUCAAAAGCUCCGUGCUUUCUCCUUCAAGAAGUCGCCGACGACAGAGAAGAAAGAACCCAACAGCAGAAGUCUCAACGUAAGGUUCAGAAUCGAAGACGAGACAACAAGGUGUGAGGACUCUGUUUCUUCCUCCUCAAAGAGAUUCUUUGAUCUCAUAAAGCCUUUGUACAAUAAAACAACCAAGAAACAGAGCAUCAACAACAGUGUAUCCACUUCUCCGGCGUCUUCACCGGCGGCGAGAGAGAAACAGAGGAGUAAUAAUAUUACUCGGAGUGUGAGGAGACAGCUUGGGAAGAGCCGGUCGGCGUCUGCGGCUAUCGGAGCCAUGUCUCCGGUGAAGAGACUCGACGAGUCUUUACAAGUGCAACAAGAUGGGAUUCAAAGUGCGAUUCUCCAUUGCAAGAAAUCUUUCCACGGAUCGAGAGAAUCUUCUAUGUUAUCGCGAUCCAUCAGUGAAUCUUCUUCACAAGAGAAGCUCAGUACUUCUUCUGAAGAUUCUUAUUUGUUUUCAAGAAUGUCAAGCGAUUCAAUGUCGGAGAAAUCAGUCGAUAGCCUAACUUCAAUAAAGGAACAGAGGGAGAAGAUUAGCGAUUAGUUUUUUCUUUGUAAUAAGAAAGAAAAGGGAAAAUUAGAUCGCAGGAACUUUAGUUUCUUUUGAAAAAUUAGUUUUAAAACUAAGUUUAAAGUGGUGAUAGUGAUGAUGCCAAAACAGAGAAAUCUUGUUGCAGGAUCAACAGAGUCUCAGAUUAGUGAUGGGUCUUGCUUUUACCUUUGUAUUGUGAUGGAUCAUUAUGUGAAUCCUGACACCUAGAAAUUUGAAAUUAUAUUGUAAAUAUAUAUUUAUUACAUCUCUCUGUCGUCUUCGUUUGUCACACAGCUGAGCUCACG
This is a messenger RNA of Eruca vesicaria subsp. sativa (arugula), 1199 nucleotides long. NCBI's taxonomy places the organism in Eukaryota, Viridiplantae, Streptophyta, Magnoliopsida, Brassicales, Brassicaceae. The record is from the annotation of a GenBank genome assembly.